Molecule: messenger RNA, 1098 nt
Organism: Leguminivora glycinivorella
Lineage: Eukaryota; Metazoa; Arthropoda; Insecta; Lepidoptera; Tortricidae
Exons: 2
Coding region: 69-770 (233 amino acids)
Source: RefSeq, a predicted model, not a curated record
UGUUUCACUUAAAACACCUCAGUGGCGAACGACGAUUCUAAAGUACCCGCGCAAAAGUGAAAAAUGAAAUGGCGUUUUUUGGAAAUUUAACUAAUUUCGACCACAAAUCUGGCGAAUGGCAGAUUUUUCAUAGCAAAUUAAAGCAAUUCUUUGUGGUGAAUAAAGUUGUGGAUGAAGAGGAUAAGCGUGCCCUUUUAUUCACUCACUUAACGGACGAAACCUACCGUUUGUUACGUAACUUGGCUCACCCAAAAGAAUUGGAGGUUCUAGAAUUCAAAGAGCUAGUGACAAUACUCGAUGGCCACUUCAAGAAAAAGCAGUGUACGUAUGCGGACAAGGCCAAGUUUUAUGCUGCGACGAGAGCACCAAGCGAGAGUUUAGGAGACUGGGCAGCGCGAUUAAGAGGAUUGGCAACUUAUUGCAAUUUUGGCGCGGCCUUGGAGGCGAAUUUAGCUGAUCGUUUCAUCCUAGGCUUGGGCUCGGGGCCCGAGCGAGAUAAGUUAUUUGAAAAAACAGCUACUCUUUCAAUGGCUGAGGCCCUGGAGAUCGCAGAGAAAGCGGCGGUUGCUAGGGAAGCCAAGACGGAGAUGGCGGCAACCAUCAAAGAAGAGCCCGUAUUUUAUGGGGCUAGCGGGGGCACGCAGGGCACGGUCGGGGCGGUUGGAGCAGGAAAGGGCGUCGCGACGGUAGCGGUGGCGGCGCUGGCAGCCGGCCGGCCGCAGGCGACCAGCGACCGCAAGAUGAUUCCCGAUGUGCCGUGUGUGGAAUGAGGAACCAUGGUGAAGAUAGUUGUCGUUACAAACGAUAUCGUUGCCAGAAAUGUGGAGAUAUAGGACAUUUGAAAAAAGUUUGUAAGGGCAAGAUGUCUCGCGUAAACUGCAUCGUGACCGAACGUGAGGAAAAUGGAACUGAGAGUGAAGGACCUGAGCAGUGUUGUAGGGAGUGCCAAAUUUUUAAUUUGAGGAACUGAGUGGGAGUGGGGAGAGCGGCAGCGAGCCGCCAUACGCGCGGUGCGCAGGGAGCUGGCGUCCGAGCGCGUGCUGGCGCACUUCGAGCCCAGCGCGCAGCUGGUGCUCAGCGCCGACGCCGGCCCGGGCG